This is a messenger RNA of Selaginella moellendorffii, 417 nucleotides long. RefSeq names its product germin-like protein 1-1. The transcript has a single exon. Lineage: Eukaryota; Viridiplantae; Streptophyta; Lycopodiopsida; Selaginellales; Selaginellaceae. The record is from RefSeq and is a predicted model, not a curated record. Bases 1 to 417 code for a protein of 138 amino acids. Gene Ontology annotation, cellular component: cell wall.
AUGCUCCAGGAAGUUUGUGUUGCGGACAACAACAGCACUAUCACCAUCAAUGGCAAGGUUUGCAAGCCCAUGGCAGCCGAGGACUUCAAGUUGGGUUUGCUCAGGAACCCGGGCAACACUGGCAACAGGCUCGGCUCCGCCGUCACCGCUGCAAACGUUGCCAAUUUCCCUGAGCUCAACACUCUGGACAUCUCAUUUCUCUGGAGUCAUUUGUGCUCCUUGACUACGCACCCGGCAGUGUCAAUCCCCCACACGUCACCGAGCUCCUCUUCCUCGUCCAGGGAGCUCUCUAUGUUGGCUUCGUCAGCUCUUCGUGCAGACCAUGUAUUCCGGCGAGCUGUUCGUGUUCCCCCUGGAAUGUUUCACUUCCAGAUCAAUGUGCCACGUGCCGCCACUCCUUUUUGGGAAAAAGGAUAA